AUGACUUUAUUUUCCUUACUCAUUGUUACUGCCGGCUCGCUGGCCAUUGCUGGAGCCAAACCGCUAUCUCAACCCCCUCGCCAGCUUUCGAGUGCAACAACCCCUCUCAUCGCAACUGGAUAUGGAACUGUGUUCGAUGCACCAGUUACCAUUGGAAACCAAACCUUCAUGCUCCUUGUCGACACUGGUAGCAGUGAUACCUAUGUCAUGCAGACCGGUUUCACCUGCAUUAAUAGUACCAGCAACCUCGUGAUCCUCGAAGAGGAUUGUGAGUACUCCCAGGAGACAUACCACAAAUCCAAGACCUAUCGGAAGAUCGCCAACGAGAUGUUUGGUGUCGAGUAUGGAGCGGGACUUGCGAGCGGUUCCAUGGUCUAUGAAGAAGUGUCCAUUGGUGGUAUAACAGUCAAGUCACAAAAGACCGCCAUCGCAAACGACUCCAAUCCCAUGGGAGAUGGAGUAAAUAGCGGGUUGCUUGGUCUGGCUUAUCCAUCGAUCACCUCGGCCCACCCGGCGAAUCACACGGACAAUUCAACGUACUGGUACGAUCGUCUGGUCUAUAACCCUUUGCUCUUCACUAUGUAUGAGGAGGGCUUGAUCGAUUCAUACUUCAGUCUUGCACUGGCUCAUACACCUCAAAAUGCCUCCGUUACUUUGGGCGGGUAUAUGACUGUCGGUGGUCUCCCCCCCGUUGAUCACAGCUCUCAUUUCUCGACUGUACCUGUUGAGAUUACCGAGGGAAUUCCGCUGUGGUAUACAUCCGGAAAGAAGACUCAAUCAUACUGGUCGACGACCGUCAAAAACGUUAAGUACGGUGCAUCAUCUUCCGACAAGCUGACAACCAAUUCGACUUCCUUCCAAGCAUUCAUUGAUUCGGGAAAUUAUGUUUCGUACCUCCCCAACGAAAUUAUUGAGCCGAUUAAUGCCCUGUUUUCUCCUCCGGCAACCUACGAUUCUGCAUCAGGCGUGUAUAUUGUUGACUGCUCUGCGAAUGCACCAGAGUUCGGUAUCACGCUAGGUGAUCAGACUUUCUACCAUGAUGGCUCGGAUCUUAUCUAUCAGACCGGUGAUGGUUAUUGCUAUUCAGCCCUGGCGUCUUCAGAUGAAGUCUCUCUGGGUGGUAUCACACUAAACAUCAUCGGUGUGCCCUUCUUGAAGAGUGUGGUUGCUGUGUUUGAUUUCGGGAAGAACGAAAUGCGAUUCGCGAAGAAAUAUUAG
Molecule: messenger RNA, 1218 nt
Organism: Penicillium cataractarum
Lineage: Eukaryota; Fungi; Ascomycota; Eurotiomycetes; Eurotiales; Aspergillaceae
Exons: 1
Coding region: 1-1218 (405 amino acids)
Biological process (GO): proteolysis
Cellular component (GO): fungal-type vacuole
Molecular function (GO): aspartic-type endopeptidase activity
Source: RefSeq, a predicted model, not a curated record